UAGUUUUCCCCCUGCUCUCUCUGUCUCUCUCUCUCUCUGCCGGGUCAGGAUGGAAAGGCUUACACAGGCAGGGGAGGAAACAUGUCAUGAGAGGUGAUGACACAGCCACGGAGACUUAUCCACAUCCUCACUGACUCCCAAGUUCGCUGCAUGCCACCACCGCUUCUGCUGCUGUUGGCGCGUCCCACAGAGGAGAGAGAGAGACAAAGAUAGCCUCCACUCUCUCCCCACCUCUCGCUCUCUCUUCCUCUCUUUUUCACUUUGUUUAUGGAUAAUGGGAUUUUAAUCAUGUGGAAGACAGCUGAGCGGCUCUUCUGGAUUUCGCUGACGCUGCGCCUGGUCCCGCCUGGCCUCCUCUGAGCAGGAUGGACACUCUGGAGUCAGAGCUGACCUGCCCAAUUUGCCUGGAGCUCUUUGAAGACCCGCUGCUGCUCCCCUGCGCUCACAGCCUGUGCUUCGGCUGCGCCCAUCGCAUCCUCAUCUCCCACUGUGCCACCAACGAAUCUGUUCAGAGCAUCGGCGCCUUCCAGUGCCCCACCUGUAGAUAUGUCAUUUCCCUGAGUCCGGAGCGUGGACUCGAAGGACUUAAGAGAAACGUGACCUUGCAGAACAUUAUUGAUAGAGUUCAGCAGGCCUCAUCGUCAGCUGGGGUCCCUCUACCACUGCCGUUGCCUGCACCCCACAGCGGGCCCAACUCUCCCGGCGAGGAAGGGAGCAACCGGUUGGCGCUGGUCCCAGUAAGCGCCGCCAUGUCCAGCCCAGGCACGCCUCCUGAACCAGUCCAGUGUCAGUUCUGCGAGCAGGACCCACCACAGGAUGCUGUGAAGACGUGUGUGACGUGCGAGGUGUCGUACUGCGAGGAGUGCCUCCGAGCGACGCACCCAAACAAGAAGCCGUUCACCGGCCACCGGCUCAUCGAGCCCAUGCCAGACUCCCACCUCAGGGGGCUCCAGUGUCUGGAGCAUGACGAGGAGAAGGUGAACAUGUACUGUGUCACUGAUGAUCAGUUGAUCUGCUCACUGUGCAAACUGGUCGGAAGGCACAGAGACCACCAGGUGGCAGCACUGAGUGACCGCUAUGAAAAACUCAAGCAAGCCCUGGACUCCAACCUGAGUAAUUUGAUCAAGAGGAACAACGAGCUGGAGUCUCUUAUGGGGAAACUGAUCCAGACUUGUCAACAUGUAGAGGUGAAUGCGUCCCGUCAGGAGGGCAAGCUCCUGGAGGAGUGUGAUAUCCUGAUUGACAUUAUUCAGCAGAGGAGGCAGAUCAUUGGCAACAAGAUCAAGGAGGGGAAGGCACAAAGGAUUCGAAAGCUUGCCCAACAGAUCUCCAACUGCAAGCAGUGCAUCGAGAGGUCCUCCGCCCUCAUCACGCAGGCCGAUCAGACACUGAAGGAAACCGAUCACGCUCGCUUCCUGCAGACUGCCAAAUGCAUCAACGAGAGGGUUUCCAUGGCAACUGCAUCAACCCAAGUGCUGAUCCCUGAGAUACACCUAUCGGACACCUUCGACACUGUUGCCCUGGACUUCACCAGAGAGAAGAAGUUGCUGGAGAAUCUGGAUUACCUUACUGCGCCGAGUGCUCCGUCCAUAAGGGAAGAGUUGUGCACAGCUUCUUACGACACCAUCUCUGUUCACUGGACGUCUGAUGAUGAGUUCACAGUGGUUUCCUAUGAGCUACAGUAUGCUAUCUUCACUGGACAGUCUAACAUUGCCAGUCUGUGUAACUCAUUAGAGAGCUGGAUGAUUGUACCCAACAUCAAGCAGAACCACUACACGGUGCACGGUCUGCAGAGCGGCACCAAGUAUAUUUUUGUUGUCAAGGCCAUUAACCAAGCGGGAAGCAGGAGCAGUGAACCGGGGACUCUGAAGACCAACAGCCAGCCGUUCAAGCUGGAUCCGAAAUCUGCCCACAAGAAGCUCAAGGUGUCCCACGACAACCUGACAGUGGAGCGGGACGAAACCACGUCCAAGAAAGGCCACAGCCAGGAGCGUUUCUGCAGCCAGAACAGCUAUGGCGUGGUGGGGAAUGUCUACAUCGACAGUGGCCGUCACUACUGGGAGGCUUUAAUUGGGGGGAGCACAUGGUACGCUGUGGGCAUAGCCUACAAAUCAGCCCCCAAGCACGAGUGGAUCGGCAAGAACUCGGCCUCCUGGGUGCUCUGCCGCUGCAACAACUCCUGGGUGGUUCGCCACAACAGCAAAGAGCUGGCCAUCGAGCCCUCGCCCCAUCUGCGACGCGUCGGAGUCCUGUUAGACUACGACGCCGGUUACGUGACCUUCUACGACGCCGUGGGCUCGCAACACCUGCACACAUUCCACGUGUCCUUCGCCCAGCCCGUGUGUCCCGUGUUCAACGUGUGGAAUAAGUGUCUGACGAUUCUCACCGGUCUACCCAUCCCUGACCAUCUAGAGGGACUGGAGCCUGACAACUGAAAACUACAGACAGAUGAGAAUACAUCAGCAUGAACUGGUCUUAAUUAUCUUAAAGCUGCACUGGGUAAGCUUUGUGAAAACGAUCCUAUUUGGAUAGAGAACAAAAGAGUUUCCCCAUCCUUUUCAAUGGUAAAAAAAAAAGAGCAUGUGAGUAACCCAAUGACAUCACUUUCUAAAUCCAAAUAAAUGAAACAUUACCAUUAGUGCAAAAUUACCUAGUGCAGCUUUAAUAUGCAAAGAAAAAAAGAAGAGAUGCCUGGAGUGUUAUCUCAUCCAGCUUCUCAAAAGUGAUUCUCGGUUGUUUACUAUGAUUUCUUAUAGCAAAUUAUGGCACUGGUUCAUGCCAUCUUCAUGACUCCUAGUGAAAACCAUUUUGAGAUGCAUGACAGUAAGCUUGAGUCAAUCCAGAAGAAACCAGGACAAAUGGAUAUAGUUGAGCCAGAAAUUCCUUCUGUAAGGCACUUUGGGCCAUGAUGGGUGCAUUUGUACCAUGGCAACUAGGAAACAAGCCACAAAUCAAUUUCUAAAUUUUCAGGUUUUUUUUAAAACCACCUUAUCAGAUACAGCACUUCCCUGAAAGUACACACACUAACACUUCAUACACACACAAAAACAUGCAAGUACACACACACACACCACCCCCAACUCUAAUCAAUCAUGGUUGCUGGAUAGAGCCGAAUAAGAUGUAUAUUUUGUAAAUUCAUGGCAUACCUCCCCUUAUCUUUUCCUUGUUCAUUAAAAAGUACCAAAGUAGCCAUUGAUGUCUGUUCAGAUGUCUUUACAUAAGUUAAUAAAUGCUUAGUUAUUUUUAAAAGUGACAGAGAGGAAAUAGAAUUAUGCCAAUAUUAAAUGCAGGAUUUUCUUAAAUGUAGACUUUGUUUUUGCACAUUGUUCGUAUUUUAUUCAUGCUUUUGUAGCCUAUAAUUAAUUUUGGUGCACUUAACAUACACUCAUAUUGGGAAAGUGUUGUUUGACUUGUGUUAAAAUGUGUUCAUUUGCUUUUUGUGGCUGCCAGACCUGUCCUGCCAUUAGGAUGUCAUGUGAUACAUUAUUAUCCAAAUAGCCCCAGGUUAUUAUUGGAGCCAAGUGGUAAAAUGCACAUUUGGGUGUGAUUUAAUUCCCCUCGCUUUUCUAUACAACAACAUAUGGCUGUUCAGUGAGACUUGAUUGUGCUGGUGUGCCAAUACUCCAGAACCAUUCAUUUGCUUUUAACAAAAAUUUGCUUUUGUCUUCCCAUUUUCAAAAUAUUCAAUUGUACAUGUCAUGUUUACACUGAGGUCUUAUUUCUUCAAAUCUACAUGCAUCAUGUUGUUCAAAAAGGUUAAAUUACACCACCCUUCACUUUAUUGAGAGCCAUGCACAGUGGGCUGUCCUCAGACUUAUUGCACAUUGACGAUGUCAGUAGGGUGCACAUAACUCUAUUCACUCAUUGGCUUGCCAUUUAAAAAAAAAAAAAAAGGGACAAAACCUUUGAUUAUACAUUGUUACUCAAAAAGGUCCAUUUCCUAUAAUUCAAUAUUGUUUUAUGUAGUAAUGUUUAACAGUGAAAGAGGCACUCCUCAGUGUAAAUACAAAGAUUUGGUUGUAUUCUUAAUGUUGCUUUGUUUCAAAACCUGGUACAGUUAAGUAUGGCGACAGAUAAUCUAUUCUUUAGUUCUGUUUCCUUGGCAAUUAAUUGAACUGUAUGUUUUCAUUGUAUCUGAUAUGGAUAUGUAGUGCUUAAUUUAAUGUUUCCAUUUGAACUUUGACGAUGGUGUUAUUUGUUCCAUCUCUGUGGACAUUUUUAUGGCAAACAGGAUACAGUAUGAGUGCUUGCAUCACUGUCGUGUGAGAUAAGUCUAUGAGAAGGUCAAAAAUAAAUGUUGUUCCUUUCACAUUAAA
Molecule: messenger RNA, 4316 nt
Organism: Sander lucioperca (pikeperch)
Lineage: Eukaryota; Metazoa; Chordata; Actinopteri; Perciformes; Percidae
Product: E3 ubiquitin-protein ligase Midline-1-like
Exons: 10
Coding region: 366-2435 (689 amino acids)
Molecular function (GO): protein binding; zinc ion binding
Source: RefSeq, a predicted model, not a curated record